GGGCGGGCGCGGAGGCUGGGGAGCCAUAUUUGUAACUUUGUGGUGCUCAUGAACGCGCCCUUUCUCUCUCCUCCUCUCUCCCUGCCGAUGCUGAGCGGGGGAAAGGGGAAAAGGGUUGUGGGGAGCGCUCGCGUGGCGGUGGGGGAGCGGGGAAUGAAGGAAGGAAGCGGUAAUAAAAACAACGAUUGCGAGGAAGAGAAUGCGCUCCGCACCUCUCCAUCCCCGCACGCACAGAAGGGCCGGGUUAAGGAACUUGUUCUUGACAACUGUAGGUCAUACGAAGGCAAAAUUGAAGGCCUCACAGAUGAGUUCGAAGAGCUGGAAUUCUUGAGUACAAUCAACGUAGGCUUAACCUCAGUUGCAAACUUACCAAAGUUAAACAAACUUAAGAAGCUCGAGCUAAGUGACAACAGAGUCUCGGGAGGACUGGAAGUGUUGGCAGAAAAGUGUCCAAACCUCACGCAUCUAAAUCUAAGUGGCAACAAAAUAAAAGAUCUUGGUACAAUAGAACCUCUGAAAAAGUUAGAAAACCUGAAGAGUUUAGAUCUUUUCAAUUGCGAGGUAACCAACUUGAAUGAUUAUAGAGAAAACGUAUUCAAGCUCCUCCCACAACUCACAUACCUCGAUGGCUACGAUCGGGAUGACAAAGAAGCACCAGACUCUGAUGCAGAGGGCUACGUGGAGGGCUUGGACGACGAGGAGGAAGAUGAAGAUGUCUUAUCUCUAGUGAAAGAUCGGGAUGACAAAGAAGCACCGGACUCUGACGCAGAGGGCUACGUGGAGGGCUUGGACGACGAGGAGGAAGAUGAAGAUGAAGAGGAGUAUGAUGAUGAUGCUCAGGUAGUAGAAGAUGAAGAGGAUGAGGAGGAAGAAGAGGAAGGAGAAGAGGAGGACGUAAGCGGAGAGGAAGAGGAGGACGAGGAAGGCUAUAAUGAUGGUGACGUAGAUGAUGAUGAAGAUGAAGAAGAACCCGAUGAAGAACGGGGACAGAAGAGGAAACGAGAACCCGAAGACGAAGGAGAUGAAGAUGACUAAACUGAAUAACCUAUUUUGAAAAUUUCCUAUUGUGAUUUGACUGUUUUUACCCUGUAUUUCCCCUCCCCACACCCCCAACCUUUUUUCUUUUGUUUUUCUUUUAUUUUUUUUUUUUU
Messenger RNA from Lagopus muta (rock ptarmigan), 1151 nucleotides. RefSeq names its product acidic nuclear phosphoprotein 32 family member A (gene ANP32A). The transcript is spliced from 8 exons. The record is from RefSeq and is a predicted model, not a curated record. NCBI's taxonomy places the organism in Eukaryota, Metazoa, Chordata, Aves, Galliformes, Phasianidae. Gene Ontology annotation, cellular component: perinuclear region of cytoplasm; nucleus. The coding region runs from base 49 to 1035 and encodes 328 amino acids. Gene Ontology annotation, molecular function: histone binding. Gene Ontology annotation, biological process: regulation of apoptotic process; nucleocytoplasmic transport.